GUAGCUCACCGUUCAUUUCUAAAACGGUCGAUGAACAACUCUGGGGAAAAUGCUGCAAACCUUCCGAAUUUACGCAACACUUUAUCGAGCUCUAGUCAUCAAUGAACAACCACCGUCUGGACGACGACAACAAUGUUCUGCCCCGUGUCGGAGCCUGCUCACCUGGUGCUGACCCCCGUGUGUGACCCCUCCCUGUAAGGGACCGUCCUCCUCCCCCCCCCCGUCCCACACCCCCGGAGACCCCCCCCCCCCCCCCCCUGGGCAGGGCUGGCAGCACACCCAGGGUCAUGUUCCACCUGAUCAAGAAGGACAAGGAACGGGAGUCUCUGCGGAAGGAGAAGAAGGAGAAGAAGGACCGCAUGUCCCAGGCCGACCUGUGCAGCCUGGAGGAGAUGAGCGUCCGCCGGGGCUUCUUCGGCCUGCACCGCGGCGCCUCCAAGAGGGACUCCAAGACGCGGCUGGAGAUCUCCAGCCCCAUCCCCAUCAAGGUGGCCAGCGACGCCGAGCUCAGCCUCACCGACAUCCAGGCGGACCCCCUCCCCGGGGCGGAGAAGGACCCCCACCGCCGGGGCUCCGUGAAGGAGCGGGCGGCCAUGUUCGGCCCGGUCCUCACCAAGACCCCCUCCCAGGCGCUCAUGGACCCCCCGCCCGCGCCGCUCCCCCUGGCCCCGGCGGCCGACGGGUUCGCCGACGCCCGGUUCGGCGUCGUCCACUACCCCACCCUCGCCUCCCACCCGGGGGGCGACGCCGUCGUGGGGGAGCUUCCCCGGCAACGCCCCCCCCUAGGGCACCCCCCCGCCACCCGCGUCCCGGAGCUGGUGGAGAAGACCUUCCCCGGGGCGGACCUGGCGCUGCCCGCCGUGGCGGUGCAGCCGCCGCCGUCGCCCCGCGUGCUGGACGUGGCGCGCCGCAACACGGGCGACUUCGGCUUCUCCCUGCGGCGCACCACCCUGAUGGAGCGGGGGCUGGACGGGCGGCCCUGCCGCCGCGUGGUGCACUUCGCGGAGCCCGGGGCCAGCACCCGGGACCGGGCGCUGGGGCUGGUGCCCGGGGACCGGCUGGUGGAGAUCAACGGCGUGGGCGUGGAGAGCCGUAGCCGCGACGACAUCGUGGAGAUGAUCCGCCGCUCGGGGGACUCGGUGAGGCUCAAGGUGCGGCCCAUCUCGGAGCUCAGCGAGCUCAACCUCUGCUGGCUCAGGAACUACCAGGACCCGCCCCGCGACGGCUACUACGAGUUCCGCAGGCGCCCCCCCCUCCCCGUGUUCCACGUUGUCUGGGGUGUCCUCCAGCCCCCUGUUGUGUUUGUCCGCCGUCCCGUCCUCAUCUGGCCCAUGUCCACUGGGCAACCACAUGGCUUACAAAUCACGCUUUUCAUUCUGGGAACAAAAGGGAAGUCUGGUGUAUGUGUAUACCAUAUCCUAGCACCUGCAUCAGGCCCCACAGUGUGUCCUCCCUGUGUCCAGUCCGACUCCGACAGCCCCCAGCCAGUAGCUAGUCAGGACUCCGCCCCCCUCGCCGCCCCUCAGCCAAUCACAUCGUCCGCCACCGAGUCGUCCGCUAGCGACGGCGCCAUGUUCGGCGGUGGCAUGUUCGGUGGGGGCCGGAGGCUGCUGAGGCCCGUGCCCCCCCCCGGGGCGACGGAGGACCCCCCCCGGCCCGGCGGACCCUCCGAACCCCCAAAGACCGCUGGCCCCGCCCCCAACGCCCCGCCCAGAGCGGCGGGGGGGCGGCCCGAGAAGGACGACAUAUCGGCCGGCCUGGCCAGCCUCAUGGGGCGGGGCCGCACCAAGGAGCACAGGCCACGCCCCCGCAACCUGGACCGCCGGGACGACGCCCCCCAGCCCGGCGACGCCCCCCAGCCGGACGACCCGGACCCGGAGCCCGAGGGCGGGGCCCCCAAGGAGAAGGGGGAGGAGGAGGAGGAGGGAGCAGAGCCAGCCGCGGCCGCCCCCCCGGAGACGACGACGAAGACGUCGGACCCCCCCGCGGCUGCGCCGAAGAGCGAACCCCCCCUCAGUCCCCCCACGCCCGCGCCGGGCUUCCUGUCCGGCCUCAGGCCCGACCCCCUGGCGCCGCCGCCCGGGUUCAUCCCCGCCGCCCCGAGGCCCCACCCCCUCAGCCCCCCCGCUGGGUUCAUACCGGCCCCCAGGCCCGCCUCCCAGACCCCCAGACCCAACCCCCUGGCGCGGCCCCCGGGGUUCGUCCCGGUCGCCCGCACGGACCCCCUGGCCCCCCCGCCCGGCUUCAUCCCCAAGCCCCGCAACUUCUCCGUCAAGAAGCCGGCCGAGGUGAAGGCAGCACCUGGCUCCUCUGUGGCCCCUGGCGGCCCUCUCUUACCUGGGGGGGCCCCGCCCCCCGUUGCCUCCGCCCCUAACGACCAGGCUCCAGAGCUCGUCCCCACCGAGGAAGAUCACAAGCGUGUGAAGAAGAUCUUCUCCUUCAACGCCCCGAAUCCUGCCAAGAAGCCUGCUCCCUCCCAGCCCCGCCCGGUUCUGGACCCGGUGGCCCUGCUGACGGCCGCGCACGCCGCCGCCAAGCAGGCUCAGGGGAAGACAGAGGAGCAGCUAGCUGCAGAGCAGGCCUGGUACCUGACGGACAAAGUAUGGCUGGUCCACAAAGAUGGAUUCUCCCUCGCCACCCUGCUGAAGACGGAGGCCGGCAGUCUGCCCGAGGGGAAGGUGAAGGUCAGACUGGACAGCGACGGAUCCCUGCUGGAGGUCGACGAAGACGAUGUGGAGAAGGCCAACCCGCCCCACCUGGACCGGGUGGAGGACCUGGGGUCUCUGCGCUCCCUGAACGAGUCGAGCGUGAUCCACACCCUGAGGCAGCGCUACGGGGGGAACCUGGCCCACACGCACGCAGGCCUCAACAUGGUGGUGCUCAACCCCGUCAGCACACCCGCCAUGUACUCUGAGAAGGUGAUGCACAUGUUCAAGGGUUGCCGGCGGGAGGACACGGCGCCUCACAUCUACGCCAUGGCCCAGACGGCGUACCGCAGCCUGCUGACCACGCGGCAGGACCAGUCGGUGGUGCUGCUGGGGAAGAGCGGCAGCGGCAAGACCACCAACGCCCAGCACCUGGUCCAGUACCUGGUCACCAUCGCUGGCAGCCCCAGCAGGACCUUCUCCGCGGAGAAGUGGCAGGCAGUGUACACCGCCCUGGAGGCCUUCGGCCACGCCUCCACCUCCCUGAACCCCAACGCCAGCCGCUUCACCCACGUGGUGGCGCUGGACUUCGACCAGGCCGGGCAGGUCACCUCCGCCUCUAUACAGACGAUGCUUCUGGAGAAGACGAGAGUGACCAGGAGACCAGAAGGAGAAGCUACCUUCAACGUCUUCUACUACCUCCUCGCUGGAGUAGACAGCUCUAUGAGAACGGAGCUUCACCUGAACCACUUCGCUGAGAACCACGCGUUUGGAAUCGCUCCUCACCAGAAGGCGGAGGACAAGCAGCGAGCUGCCCAGCAGUUCUCCAAGCUGCAGGCGGCCCUGAAGGUCCUGGGGGUCAGCGGGGAGGAGCAGAAGGCCUUCUGGCUGGUCCUGGGGGCCAUCUACCACCUGGGGGCCGCAGGGGCCACCAAGGCUGGCCGGAGGCAGUUUGCGCGCCACGAGUGGGCCCAGAAGGCGGCCUACCUGCUGGGCUGCUCCCUGGAGGACCUCGCCUCCGCCAUCUUCAAGCACCAGGCCAGGGGCCCCCCGCCCCGGGCCGGAGCCCCACGGCCGGCCCCCGAGGAGGGGGGCGCCGGAGACCAAGCCUCUGGUCUGGAGUGUCUGGAGGCCAUGGCUGCAGGACUCUACUCUGAACUCUUCAACCUCCUUGUCUCCUUCAUCAACAGGGUGCUGAAGAGUGGGCAGCACUCGUUGUGUUCCCUGCUGAUCGUCGACACGCCGGGCUUCCAGAACCCCCGCCUGGCCCGCCGCGAGGGGGGCGGGGCCUCGGGCCAGGAGGGGGGCGGGGCCUCCGGACAGGAAGUGGGCGGGGCCAGCUUCCAGGACCUCUGUCAUAACUACGCCCAGGAGCGACUGCAGAGCCUCUUCCACCAGCGCUCCUUUGUGGACGAGCUGGAGAGAUACAAGGAGGAGAACAUCGAGCUGUCCCUGGAGGGCCUGGAGCCAAGCACCUCGCUGUCCGUGGCCAUGGUGGACCAGGCGUCCAGCCAGGCUCUGGUGCGGACCCUGCGGACGGACGAGGCGCGGGGCCUCCUGUGGCUCCUGGAGGAGGAGGCCCAGCGGCCGGGGGCCUCGGAGGAGACGCUGCUGGAGCGGCUCUUCAGCUACUACGGCCCUGGAGAGAAGGGCCCCCCGGUGCUCCUGCGGAGCGAGCGUCCGCAUCACUUCCUGCUGGGCCACAGCCACGGGACGGACUGGGUGGAGUACGACGCCCGCCGCUGGCUGAGCCACGCCCGGACCAACCCCGCCGCCGCCAACGCCGCCACCCUGCUGCAGGAGUCCCAGAAGAAGAACAUCCGCUCCCUGUUCCUGUCGCGGCCGGCGGGCGCAGCGGCUCUCUCGGGGUCCAUAGCGGGGCUGGACGGGGCGUCCCAGCUCUCCCUGCGACGCGCCUCCAGCAUCAGGAAGACCUUCACCUCCGGGGUCGCCGCCAUCAAGAAGAAGUCCCUCUGCAUCCAGAUCAAACUCCAAGUGGACACUCUGCUGGACCUGGUCCGGAGGUCCAGGGUCCACUUCGUCCACUGCCUCCUGCCGCGGGCCGACGCGCUCCGGGCCGGGGCGGGAGGAGCAGGCGGAGGAGCCGAGGGCGAGGCGGAGGACGCCUCCUCCCUCAUGCAGCUGGACGUGACGCUGAUCCGCGCUCAGCUGCGCGGCUCCAAGCUCCUGGACGCGCUACGCAUCCACAGGCAAGGUUACCCGGACAACAUGGUGUUCGCCGAGUUCCGGCGACGCUUCGACGUGCUCGCUCCUCACCUGACCAAGAAGCUUGGCCGCAACUUCAUCGUGAAGGACGAGAAGAGGGCUGUGGAGGAACUUCUGGAGGCCCUGGACCUGGAGAAGAGCAGCUACCACAUGGGGCUGAGCAGGCUGGAGGAGCAGAUCAGUCGGAUCCAGAGGGAGAAGAACGACCUCCAGACGCGAAUGGAGGAAGACCAGGAGGACCUCAACGAGCUCAUGAAGAAACACAAGGCCGCCGUCUCCCAGAUCAGUGAUCUCCAGGCCCAGCUGGAGGAGUCCACCAAGGAGAAGCAGGAGAUCCAAGAGAAGCUGCACGCCCUGCAGAGCCAGCUGGAGUUCCAGGUGCAGUCCAUGGUGGAGAAGUCUCUGGUCAGCCGGCAGGAGGCCAAGAUCAGAGAGCUGGACACCAAGCUGGAGUACGAGAGGACCCAGAUCAAGAGACUGGAGAGCCUGGUGAGCCGGCUGAAGGAGAACCUGGAGAAGAUGGCCGAGGAGAGGAACCAGACGAGCACGGCGGAGAACCGGGAGAAGGAGCAGAACAAGCGGAUGCAGAGACAGCUGAGGGACAUCAAGGAGGAGAUGGGGGAGCUGUCUAAGAAGGAGACGGAGGCCAGCCGCAAGAAACACGAACUGGAAAUGGACAUCGAGAGCCUUGAGGCGGCCAAUCAGAGCCUGCAGGUGGACCUGAAGCUGGCCUUCAAGAGGAUCGGAGACCUGCAGGCCGCCAUCGAGGACGACAUGGAGACGGACGACAACGACGACCUCGUCAACAGCCUCCAAGACAUGGUGACAAAAUACCAGAAGAGAAAGAGCAAAACCGGAGACGAGACGGAGACGGACUCGGAGGUGGAGGACCGCGUGGACGGCGUCAAGUCCUGGCUGUCCAAGAACAAGGGCUCCACCAAGGCCCCGUCGGACGAGGGCAGCCUGAAGAGCGCAAGACACGCGGCCAACGCAGGCCCCAAGGAGGGGAAGGAGGGCAAGGAGAAGGCGUCGGACGGGGGGAGAGAGGGUCAGGAGCCGGACCUGAGCCGCUCGGUGUCGGUGAUGAGCACCCUGAGCUACAGGAAGCGCUCCAACCUCAAGGACUCCAUCGGGGGGAAGGGCGACGAGAGCUCGCUGUUCAGCGCGCUGAAGGAGCAGCCCGACGGCCACGACCACGCCGCCCUCCGCAAGGCCAAGGCCAAGCCCGGCGGCGGCGGCGACGCCCCCGACGACCGCAGGAAGUCCACGGCCGACGACAUGGACGACCGCGGCUCCGUCAUCUCCGCGGUGUACUCGGAGGCGGCCAGCCGCGCCCGCAAGGGCCUGGACCGCCGCUGGACCGCGUCCCGCGGCGGCGGCGCGAGCCCCGACGCCGACUCCGUGGUGUCCUCGCUGGCGCCCAGGCGGCGGCCGGCGGCGUUUGACGACGACGACGACGACGACAAGUCGACGAUCAGCAGCGUGAGCCGCUUCAGCCCGCGCUCGCUGCAGCGCAGCACGUCCUGGAAGGAGGAGCGCCGCGCCGGCUCCCGCCUGUCGCUGGCGCGCAGCUGCGGCCUCAGCGAGUUCGGCGUGUGCGUGGACGACGACGAUGACGAGGACGCCCGCAGCCUGGCCUUCACCGGGGGCGGGGGGUCGUCCUACAGCCCCCGCUCGCCGCGCGGCCGGAGCUACUCCCAGCCGCCCCGGCCCCGCUCCUCCGAGGGGAACGGCGCGGCGGCGGCGGCGGCGGACGGCGCGGACGCCAAGCCCGUCACGCACCGCAACUACCUGGACCCUGACCUGGAGGCGGCCAUCAACGAGGUGCUGAGCUUCAAGCCCAUCAAGUUCAAGAGGAGCAAGAUGGAGGACUCCGGCGAUGAGGGGGAGGAGGGGGAGGGCUCGCUGGCACCGGGGGGAGGAGGAGCGGGGGAGGACGGCCGGAAGGGCGUGUCUCGGCUGAAGGGAGACGACGAAGGCCCGGGCCGCAGCACCACCACCACCUCCAGCCUGUCCCGGUCGGCGUCGGGCUCGGCGCUGGACUACGGCCACCGCUCGGCCAGCAGCUUUAGCUCCGCCUCCAGCCGCAGCCGCAAGCCCAAGAAGAAGAGCAAGGCGUCCUCCUCGGAGAGCUCCUCCUCGGACGCCGGCCGCAGCCGGAGCCGCAGCUCCAAGGGGCAGAAGAAGAACAAGAAGUCCAAGAAGAGGUCCAAGAAGAAGGAGGCCAGCGAGUCGGAGGACUCCUCCUCGUCCUCCUCUUCCUCCUCCUCCUCGUCCUCCUCCUCGUCUUCGUCCGGGAGCUCCUCGUCGGGCUCCACCAUCUCGUACCGGAGCUCCAGCAGCGUGAAGAAGGGUCUGGCGAGGCGGCCGCGGCUCUCGGACGACGACGACGACGACGAUGACGCGCCCCCUAGCCGCUCGGCGAAGCACGGCAAGAAGGAGAGCAAGAAGGAGGGCAAGAAGAAGAAGGAGGGCAAGAAGAAGGUGGACAACCUGGUGAUGAAGUACCUGUACCAGCCCGACAGCGACUGAGAGCCCAGGCCGGUGGGACGGCGAGCGUCCUCCAGUGUACAGAAGACACCUGUGUGGCCCCCGACCAGAGGAGGAUGCCGGAGACCCCCCCACGCAGCCUCCGACGCUGAGACCCCCCCUGGACCCCCCAGCGCCGGAGACCCAGGCCUGACCCGGCCUCACCUCCCUCUUCCUCACCCCCCCUUUCUCACCUCAUCUUCCUCAUCAUCAUCGUCCUAACCUCCCUCACCCUCAUCUUCCUCAACCCCCCUUUCUCAUCUCAUCUUCCUCAUCAUCAUCGUCCUAACCUCCCUCACCCUCAUCUUCC
This is a messenger RNA of Gadus morhua (Atlantic cod), 7710 nucleotides long. Its product is annotated as unconventional myosin-XVIIIa-like. Gene Ontology annotation, biological process: actomyosin structure organization. Gene Ontology annotation, molecular function: ATP binding; cytoskeletal motor activity; actin filament binding. NCBI's taxonomy places the organism in Eukaryota, Metazoa, Chordata, Actinopteri, Gadiformes, Gadidae. Gene Ontology annotation, cellular component: cytoplasm; myosin filament; myosin II complex. The record is from RefSeq and is a predicted model, not a curated record.